CUUUCGCAUGUCGCCGCUGCCCGUCUCGCAUGAAGUCGUUCUUUGUCUACACAUCCACGAUGUGUUUGUUAAUCGUGACGGCUACUGCGAGCGUGUAUUGUAUAUCGUUUAGCACAGCAGCAUUGCGUGAGACUCGCUCACUCACCAGAUGUGAAGAUGCUCGAUGUUUGCGUGGCGGAUCAUUCGGCUAGCGUGAUCGCGACUUCCCUGACCAACAUCUGCAUCACUCUUCACCGCACUUCCAGCAAUGUCAGCAGACCUUUUCGCAGAGUUCAGCACAACCCCGAGUACGAAUCAAGCGCCACAGUCAAAUGCUUCUACUAAGCCGCAGUCUGCCUCGGUUUUCAGCUUCUUAGAUGACUUGAACAGCCAGCAGCCUGACCCGGUUCAUCGAGCACAGCCACCCGCUUUUGCACAAGGUUCUGGGCAGGCCCAUAGAUCUCGACCACAGACCGCACCAGAAGACGACAAUGAUGACUGGGGCGAUUUCGAGGGAGGCUCGAGUCGCAUAGAUCCCGCUCCCUCUACACAACAUGAUCCUUUCGGGUUUGUGCCCACACAGCAACACCAGCCUCAGCAGCAGUCAUGGAGUCAGCCGGUAACUCAUGAUCCGUUCGGUUUUCAGUCGACGUACUCGCCGCAAGUGCCGCAGGAGGCAUGGACCAAAGCUCCUUUCAUGAAAGCCAAGAAACCCACGGAUUCGAGCGUGCUUUUCGACGCAGAAGAAGAUCUAGAUGAUGAUGACGACUUUGGCGACUUUGAGGAUUCGCAGUCGAAAUCUGGCACACCAGCACCAUCAGCGCCUCAAGCACCGCUGGCACCGCUGGCACCAGUAGGGGGCUCCUCGGCAUGGGUAGACUUGCUUGGAGACAUAGAUUCUUUCCAGCCCGCGAGCGUGACGUCUAGUCAAAAGAGCAAAGACAUUGGAAGACCAGAAUCUGUGCCGAGGGCCAGGGCCAGAAAGAGUACCAUUGGAGGCUUUGGUACAGCUACCAAAACAAAGCAACCAAAGCCAGCGCCUGUGCCCGCGGCAGCACCGCAAGUUGCAGACGAUAGCUGGGACACUUUCGAUGACUGGGAGGCUUCGGUACCGGCUCCAGCCACCAAGAAGCCAGAAGGCACGAAAGGCGCACCGACAUCAACAAUCUCAACACCUGCACCAAUCUUAUCCUCUGCGAUCGAUGAGUUAUCUCCCGGUGAACAGCCGCCCACCAAUGUUCCGCCACCUGGUGUGCUACUUUCGUUGUUUCCGUCAUUCUUUGCAGACGCACAGGAGAAGCUGUUCAAACCCAUGGCUGCACAAACGCUACCGAUGAGAAACAAACUUCUUGCUGAACCCGGUACUAUUGCGUACCUUCAUGGCUAUCUUGUGCUGGCGUCCGUAGCCGCACACAUAAUCGCAGGGAGAAAGCUGCGCUGGAAGCGGGAUCAACUUCUGUCUCAAGGGAUGAGGAUCGGACCAGCGUCCUCUCGAGCGACGUCUGGCAUGAAGCUCACAGGCAUCGACAAAGGCGAAAACCGCAAAGAGGAAAGGGAGGCCUCUGACGUUGUGAGAGCAUGGAAAGAUCAAGUUGGGAGGUUACGACACGUGAUAUCUGGUGUCAAUCAGAUCAAGGCGGGCACUCUGGGUCCUGCACCUGACCUGCAGGAAACGAUGCCGGUCAGGACUCUAAAACAAUCAGAAGGCGGUGUACCUGCGCGACAGCAGUGUAUGCUGUGUGGUCUGAAGAGAGACGAAAGAGUCACUGCAGUGGACAUGACAGUUGAGGACAGCUUCGGCGAGUGGUGGAUUGAGCAAGUGAACAUGCAUCGAGGUACGUCUCCUGAUCUUCAAGACAACACGACUGACUGCUUUCAAGGGUGCAGAAACUUUUGGAAUGAGCACAAGGACAAGCUGCGCCAAAGAUGACAUACUAGACUAUGCAUGAGCACAUCAUGCCAGCAUUUACGGAGUUCAGCACGUGUGAGUGUCAGGGUAGCAUCGGCAACAGGAGCUUGACCAAUAACAAUAUUCUGGGUCGCGAAAUGAACGCGCUCGUCCAAGUAUGGAAGACCCUGUAUCGCAGUCGCACAGUCCACUUUGAC
Molecule: messenger RNA, 2085 nt
Organism: Didymella exigua CBS 183.55
Lineage: Eukaryota; Fungi; Ascomycota; Dothideomycetes; Pleosporales; Didymellaceae
Exons: 1
Coding region: 248-1909 (553 amino acids)
Source: RefSeq, a predicted model, not a curated record